AUGCCUAUAGACAAUGGGACGAAUUUUGUAGGCGCGGCUAGAGAACUUAACGAGUUGCAUAAGAUGUUUGCUGAGGAGCAAGUUCAGCGCAAAUUAAAUGACUUUUUUGUAGAAACUCAAAUUCAGUGGCAAAAUAUACCUCCCAAUGCUCCGCACUUUGGCGGUCUUUGGGAGGCAGCCAUUAAAUCUGCCAAGUACCACAUGAAAAGAAUUAUUGGCAAUGCGUCUCUAAAUUAUGACGAAAUGUCUACAGCAAUCACUGAAAUGGAGGCUAUUCUGAACUCGCGCCCCAUAAGUCCAAUGUCAAACGAUCCUAAUGAUGUGCAAGCGUUGACACCAGGACAUUUUCUUAUUGGUCAACCUUUAAAUAGUUAUAGUCAUCCAAAUUUAGAGGACAUCCAGACAAAUCGUCUUAGCCGUUGGCAAUUGGUUGAAAAAAUGCGUCAACACUUUUGGCAAAGAUGGUGUGUUGAGUAUCUCAAUAACUUGCAAGGUCGAAGUAAAUGGAUGAGCGAUAAGAGUGAAUCUCUUAAAACAGGACAACUUGUUGUAAUUGGACAACCAGGAUUAGCACCGUUGCAAUGGGACGUGUACUGCAUGUAA
This is a messenger RNA of Mycetomoellerius zeteki, 603 nucleotides long. RefSeq lists its product as uncharacterized. Gene Ontology annotation, molecular function: nucleic acid binding. The coding region runs from base 1 to 603 and encodes 200 amino acids. Gene Ontology annotation, biological process: DNA integration. The transcript has a single exon. The record is from RefSeq and is a predicted model, not a curated record. NCBI's taxonomy places the organism in Eukaryota, Metazoa, Arthropoda, Insecta, Hymenoptera, Formicidae.